ACACCAGUGUUGCGAAAUAUCGAUACAUUUUCUUACGCUGCUCAGUGCCCUCAAUUAAAAAUAAAAUUACAAAAUUUCUCUGUCUCUGUUUAUAAAAAAUCGCAUUGUUUAAACGUUCUAGUUUACAUUAAACACAAGUGGUAGUAACGUUGUAGAACAUGUCAACACCCGCACGCAGACGUCUUAUGAGAGAUUUUAAAAGACUUCAGGAGGACCCACCAACGGGUGUUUCAGGUGCGCCAACAGAUAAUAAUAUUAUGAUAUGGAAUGCUGUGAUUUUUGGUCCACACGAUACUCCGUUCGAGGAUGGUACCUUUAAGUUAACCAUAGAAUUUACGGAAGAAUAUCCAAAUAAACCGCCAACAGUUCGAUUUGUAUCGAAAGUAUUUCAUCCAAACGUUUAUGCAGAUGGCGGCAUAUGCUUGGAUAUAUUGCAAAAUCGCUGGAGUCCCACAUACGAUGUGUCAGCUAUUUUAACAUCCAUACAGUCACUGCUGAGUGAUCCCAAUCCCAACUCACCGGCCAACUCAACCGCCGCACAGCUGUAUAAAGAGAAUCGUCGUGAGUAUGAGAAGCGUGUGAAAGCCUGUGUGGAGCAAAGUUUCAUCGAUUAGCCAUGCGCCCACACUAUUAACAUCAUCAACAACAACAACAAUUAUAAUUGCAACAACAACAGCAGAAGCAACAGCAGCGGUAGCAUCUACAACAACAACAGCAGUGGCAGUUGUAGCAGCGGCGACCUGCAGCAAAAAACAUCAACAAGAAAAACAACAACAACAUGCAAUAAUAUAAAAAAGUUUAAAUUAAAUAAUAUCAGAUAUAUUUAUAAUAGUUAUAAUGCUAUGAAAUUGUAACAUCGCCUAACACACACACACACAUACACAGACAGAAAACACAAACACACACACACAGACCCUUGCACACACGCACAUUAACACAUACAUCCGCAAAACAGGGCAGUUUAUGUUUUCGGCUAAAUGUUUUACUCGUAGACACGCGACAAGAAACAUCAACAACGUUAAAAUCCAACAAAAACAACAACAACCCACUGAAGCAGCAACAACCACUUCAAGCGACAUCAAUAGAUAUAUCACCUAAAAAGCAUCUUUUAAGCUAACAAUAAUAUUAAUAACAACAACAAACAAUUUAAUGUUAUAAUUCAAAUAGCAGCAGAAAGAAAAGUUAUUAAGAAUAAUAAAAAAAAAAUUAUUAAAAUAA
Molecule: messenger RNA, 1218 nt
Organism: Drosophila innubila
Lineage: Eukaryota; Metazoa; Arthropoda; Insecta; Diptera; Drosophilidae
Gene: Ubc6
Product: ubiquitin-conjugating enzyme E2-17 kDa
Exons: 3
Coding region: 159-614 (151 amino acids)
Biological process (GO): protein polyubiquitination; DNA repair; proteasome-mediated ubiquitin-dependent protein catabolic process
Cellular component (GO): HULC complex
Molecular function (GO): ubiquitin conjugating enzyme activity
Source: RefSeq, a predicted model, not a curated record